Molecule: messenger RNA, 5102 nt
Organism: Tupaia belangeri chinensis (Chinese tree shrew)
Lineage: Eukaryota; Metazoa; Chordata; Mammalia; Scandentia; Tupaiidae
Gene: ARHGEF40
Product: Rho guanine nucleotide exchange factor 40
Molecular function (GO): guanyl-nucleotide exchange factor activity
Source: RefSeq, a predicted model, not a curated record
UCCUGUCUUCCUCAGGAGCCUGAGCCAGUGGAGGACUGUGUGCAGAGCACACUCGCUGCCCUGUACCCACCCUUUGAGGCAACAGCCCCCACCCUGCUGGGCCAGGUGUUCCAGGUGGUGGAGAGGACUUACCGCGAAGACGCGCUGAGAUACACGUUGGACUUCCUGGUACCAGCCAAGCACCUUUUUUUUCAGCAGGAAGCCUGUGCCCAGUACAGUGGAUUCCUCUUCUUCCAUGAGGGCUGGCCCCUCUGCCUGCACGAGCAGGUGGUGGUGCAGCUAGCGGCCCUGCCCUGGCAGCUGCUGCGCCCCGGAGACUUCUACCUGCAAGUGGUCCCCUCAGCAGCUCAGGCACCCCGUCUGGCACUCAAGUGUCUGGCACCAGGCGGUGGGCGGGUACAGGAGCUGCCUGUGCCCAAUGAGGCCUGUGCCUACCUGUUCACACCAGAGUGGUUACAAGGCAUCAACAAGGACCGGCCAGCAGGUCGCCUCAGUACCUGCCUACUGUCUGCACCCUCUGGGAUUCAGCGUCUGCCCUGGGCUGAGCUCAUCUGCCCACGAUUUGUGCACAAAGAGGGUCUCAUGGUUGGACAUCGACCAAGCACACUGCCCCCUGAACUGCCUUCUGAACCAGGGCUUCCCAGCCCUCCACUCCCUGAUGAGGCCCUGGGCACCCGGAGUCCUGGGGAUGGGCACAACGCCCCUGCUGAAGGACCCGAGGGCGAGUAUGUGGAGCUGUUGGAGGUGACGCUGCCCGUGAGGGGGAGUCCCACAGAUGCUGAGGGUGCUGCGGGGCUCUCUAGGACCCGGACGGUACCCACUCGCAAAGGUGCUGGAGGGAAAGGCCGGCACCGGAGGCACCGCGCAUGGAUGCACCAGAAGGGCCUGGGGCAUCGGGACCAGGAUGGAGCACGCCCACCUGGAGAAGGGAGCAGCACUGGAGCCUCGCCUGGGUCCCCCCCAGGAGCUGAGGCUCUCCCAGAGGCAGCAGUUGUGGAGGUGUCUGAGCUCCCAGCAGAGGCUCUGGGGGAAGCCUCUGAAUCUUGCCCCCCGAGGCCAGGGGAGAUUGGGGGAGCGGCAGGCCAGGGGGCUGAAGGACCACCUGGUACCCCUCGGAGAACUGGCAAAGGAAACAGGAGAAAGAAGCGAGCUGCAGGUCGAGGGGCUCUUAGCCGAGGAGGGGACAAUGUCCCACUGAGCCCUGGGGACAAGGAAGAAACCAGCCACCACGAAGCCCUUGUCAGUCUGCCCUUACCAAAUGAGCACGAGCUUCCAGAACGCAGCCUGGUUAAACAGGAACAGGAAGGCUCUGGGAAGCCAGAACCUAAACCAAAAGAGGAGCUCAAACCUGCAGAUGAAACAGAGCCCCAGCUCCCCGAAGUCUGUGGACCUCUGGAAGAAGAGGCCCGAGAAAGAGAGCAGGAGGGCCUAAGCCCAGUGUGUAUGGCAGGACCCACAGGCUCAGAGGGGCUCCUGAACGACCCACCAACACCACCCCUGGAGCUUGUACAGGACGUGAAAGGGGAUGGCAUCCCUGAAGAGGCCACUCCAGUCUCCAUCUCUGAUGGCUCUGUUGUAGCUUGGGACUUGAUGGCAUCUGGAUUCCUUAUCCUGACUGGAGGGGUGGACCAGAGUGGGCGAGCUCUGCUGACCAUUAACCCACCGUGCCCUCCUGAGGAGCCCCCACCCUCCCGAGACACGCUGAGCACUGCUCUUCAUUACCUCCACUCACUGCUCAGGCCCGAUCUGCAGAAUCUGGGGUUGUCCAUCCUGCUGGACUUCCGCAAGGCUCCCCCACUACCUCCAGCUCUCAUGCCUGUCCUGAGUCAACUUCAGGAUUCGGGAGACCCUCCUCUCAUUCAGCGACUGCUGAUUCUCACUCAUGAUGAUCCUCCGACUGAACUCUGUGGAUUCCAGGGUGCUGAGUUGCUGUCAGAGAAUGAUUUGAAAAGAGUGGCCAAGCCAGAGGAGCUGCAGUGGGACCUGGGAGGUCACAAGGACCUCUCUCCCAGCCAUUGGGUAGAGAUACACCAGGAGGUGGCAAGGCUGUGCCACCUGUGCCGAGGGGUGCUGGGCUCUGUGCAGCAGGCCAUUGAGGAGCUGGAGAAAGCGGCAGAGCUAGAAGGAGAGGAGGCGAUGGGAAUGCCUGAGCCACUGCAAAAGGUGCUGGCAGAUCCCCGGCUGACAGCACUGCAGAGGGAUGGGGGUGCCAUCCUGAUGAGGCUGCGUUCCACCCACAGCAGCAAGCUGGAGGGCUCGGGUCCAGCUACGCUCUAUCAGGAGGUGGACGAGGCCAUUCACCAGCUCGUGCGCCUCUCCAACCUGCAUGUGCAGCAGCAGGAACGGCGACAACGCCUGCACCGGCUCCGUUCCACCCACAGCAGCAAGCUGGAGGGCUCGGGUCCAGCUACGCUCUAUCAGGAGGUGGACGAGGCCAUUCACCAGCUCGUGCGCCUCUCCAACCUGCAUGUGCAGCAGCAGGAACGGCGACAACGCCUGCACCGGCUCCGGCAGGUGCUACAGUGGCUCUCGGGUCCAGGGGAGGAGCAGCUGGUGAGUUUCUCUGUGCCUGGAGACACCUUGUCUGCCCUGCAGGAGACAGAACUGCGAUUCCGUUCUUUCAGUGCUGAGGUGCAGGAGCGCCUGGCCCAGGCACGGGAGGCACUGGCUCUAGAGGAGGACGCUGCCUCCCAGAAGGUUCUGGAUAUCUUUGAACAGCGGCGGGAGCAGGUUGAGAGUGGCCUCCAUCGGGCCCUGCGACUACAGCGCUUCUUCCAACAGGCACAUGAGUGGGUGGAUGAGGGCUCUGCUCGGCUGGCAGGAGCUGGGCCUGGCCGAGAGGCUGUGCUGGCAGCCCUGGCCCUGCGGCGGGCCCCAGAGCCCAGCGCUGGUACCUUCCAGGAGAUGCGGGCUCUGGCUCUGGACCUGGGCAGCCCCGCAGCCCUGCGAGAAUGGGGCCGCUGCCGGGCCCGCUGCCAAGAGCUGGAGAGGAGGAUUCAGCAGCAGCUGGGAGAGGAGGCCAGUCCUCGGGGCCACCGGCGACGGCGAGCAGACAGUGCCAGCAGUGGAGGGGCCCAGCGGGGGCCCCACAGCCCCUCGCCCAGCCUCAGCUCCCUGCUGCUCCCUAGUAGCCCUGGGCCACGGGCAGCCCCAUCCCAUUGCUCUCUGGCUCCAUGUGGGGAGGACUGUGAGGAGGAGGGCCCUGAGCUGGCUCUGGAAGCAGAGGGCAGGCUCCCGAAGACUGUACUGAUCCGCGGUCUAGAGGUCACCAGUACCGAGGUGGUGGACAGGACGUGCUCACCACGAGAACACGUGCUUCUGGGCCGGGCCGGGGGUCCAGAUGGGCCCUGGGGAGUAGGGACCCCCCGGAUGGAGCGCAAGCGAAGCAUCAGUGCCCAGCAGCGUCUGGUGUCUGAGCUGAUUGCCUGUGAGCAAGAGUAUGUGGCCACCUUGAGUGAGCCAGUGCCGCCCCCCACACCUGAGCUGACCACUGAGCUGCGGGGCACCUGGGCCGGUGUCCUGAGUGCCCGGGAGAGGCUUCGCAGCUUCCACCGGACACACUUCCUACGGGAGCUACAGGGCUGCGCCACCCACCCACUGCGCAUCGGGGCCUGCUUCCUUCGCCAUGGGGACCAGUUCAGCCUUUAUGCCCAGUACGUGAAGCACCACCACAAACUGGAGAAUGGUCUAGCUGCACUCAACCCCCCAGCCAAGGGUUCCAUGGAAGGUGGCCCUUACCUGCCCCGGGCCCUGCAGCAGCCCCUGGAGCAGCUGGCUCGAUAUGGGCGGCUCCUGGAGGAGCUCCUGAGGGAAGCUGGGCCUGAGCUGAGCUCUGAGCGCCAGGCUCUCGCGGCAGCCAUGCAGCUGCUCCGGGAACAAGAGGCCCGCGGCAGAGAUCUGCUGGCCGUGGAGGCAGUACGCGGCUGUGAGAUAGAUCUGAAGGAGCAAGGACAACUCUUGCAUCGGGACCCUUUCACCGUCAUCUGUGGCCGAAAGAAGUGCCUUCGCCAUGUCUUUCUCUUCGAGCAUCUCCUCCUGUUCAGCAAGCUCAAGGGUCCUGAGGGGGGGCCAGAGACCUUUGUUUACAAGCAGGCCUUUAAGACUGCUGACAUGGGACUGACUGAAAACAUCGGGGACAGCGGGCUCUGCUUCGAGCUGUGGUUUCGGCGGCGGCGUGCACGAGAAGCAUACACUCUGCAGGCAACCUCGCCAGAGACCAAACUCAAGUGGACAAGUUCUAUCGCCCAGCUGCUGUGGAGACAGGCAGCCCACAACAAGGAGCUCCGAGUGCAGCAGAUGGUCUCCAUGGGCAUCGGAAACAAACCCUUCCUGGACAUCAAAGCCCUUGGGGAGCGGACACUGAGUGCUCUGCUCACUGGAAGAGCCGCUCGCACCCGGGCCUCCGUGGCCGUGUCAUCCUUUGAGCAUGCCGGCCCCUCCCUUCCUGGCCUCUCGCCGGGAGCCUGCUCCCUGCCUGCCCGCGUCGAGGAGGAGGCCUGGGAUCUGGACGUCAAGCAAAUUUCCCUGGCCCCAGAAACACUUGACUCUUCUGGAGAUGUGUCCCCAGGACCAAGAAACAGCCCCAGCCUGCAACCCCCCCACCCUGGGAGCAGCACUCCCACCCUGGCCAGUGGAGGGAUCUUAGGGCUAUCCCGGCAGAGUCAUGUACGAGCCCUGAGUGACCCCACCACUCCUCUGUGAGCUGGGUCAAGGACCAGUGUGGUGCCCUGCUGCCACUGUCUCCAGCUCUCCCCAGCUUGGUGCCUUCUGCAGGAACCCAAGUGGCCACACUGGCUGGCCUUCAACUCCUGGCAGUAAAGAUGUGAUCCCUCUUCCAGUCCUUCCCCAUCCUGGGCUGUGGCGCACGCCCAGGACACCACUCCUGUGCUGGCCCUCCCCUGACAGCCUAUGAUCUUUUCUCACUUUCUGAGAAGACUCGCCUGUGCCAGGUCAAGGGGAGUUCUCGGUGACUCCGUUCUGGGAUGUCCCAGGAUGUGGAGCUAUGCAGACCAUUACAGGAGGGUGGGGAGGGGACCUGUAGACUCUAUGUAUGUAAUUACUGUUACUAUAAUGCUGUUAUUAUAUUAAAUGUACUUACUCAC